Dictyostelium purpureum is the source of this 1709-nucleotide messenger RNA. RefSeq names its product adenylosuccinate synthetase (IMP--aspartate ligase). Gene Ontology annotation, biological process: IMP metabolic process; 'de novo' AMP biosynthetic process. Gene Ontology annotation, molecular function: adenylosuccinate synthase activity; GTP binding. The coding region runs from base 244 to 1524 and encodes 426 amino acids. NCBI's taxonomy places the organism in Eukaryota, Evosea, Eumycetozoa, Dictyosteliales, Dictyosteliaceae. Gene Ontology annotation, cellular component: cytoplasm. The transcript has 2 exons. The record is from RefSeq and is a predicted model, not a curated record.
AAAUAAUUGUUUAUUUUUUUUUAAAAAAUCGAAAUAAUUUUGUAAAAAAGAGAAAAUUUUAUAUAGUACCCGCUAUAGUAUAAUUUUUUUUUCUUUUUAAAUUUUUCAUUUUUCAUUCACUUUUUUUUUCUUUAGUUUUAUUUCUAUUUUAAUUAUUUUAUUUUUAUAACAAUUUAAUUUAUUUAAAUUUGUUAUAUUUAUAUUUUUUUUAAAAAAAAAAGAAAAAAAAGAAAAAGAAAAGAAAUGGCCUCAAUUAUUAUUGGUUCACAAUGGGGUGAUGAGGGAAAAGGUAAAUUAGUCGAUAUUCUUUCACAAGAAUAUGACGUAGUUGCCAGAUGCCAAGGUGGUGCUAAUGCCGGUCAUACUAUCGUUGUCAGUGGUAAAAAGAUUGCUCUUCAUUUAAUUCCAUCAGGUAUUUUAAAUGAAAGAGCCACUUGCAUUCUCGGUAAUGGUAUGGUUAUUCAUCUCCCAACCUUCUUUAAAGAAGUUGAAGGUCUUAAAGAAAAGGGCAUCAAAUACGAUGGCCGUCUCUUUGUCUCCGAUCGUGCUCAUAUAGUCUUUGAUUUACAUCAAAUGAUCGAUGCUAUGAAAGAACAAGAGCUCUCAGCUGGUAUUUCAAACGAUAGUAUUGGUACCACCAAAAAGGGUAUUGGUCCAUGUUACUCAUCAAAAGCUUCAAGAGGUGGUUUAAGAGUAUGUGAUUUAUUCUUCCCAGAUCAAUUCAAAAAAGCUUUUACCAGAUUAGUCGAAAAUAAACAUAAAAGAUUUGGUUCCUUCGAAUACGAUGUUGAUGCUGAAAUUAAGAGAUAUCAAGAAUUUGCCGAAAAAAUUAAACCAUUUGUUAUCGAUUCAGUUUAUUAUUUAAAUAAAGCAUUCAAAGAUGGUAAAAAAGUUUUAAUUGAAGGUGCUCAAUCAACUAUGUUGGAUUUAGAUUUCGGUACCUAUCCAUACGUUACCUCAUCCGCUUCAUCUGUUGGUGGUGCUUGCACUGGUCUUGGUAUUGCUCCAAAUAAAGUCAUCACUCAAAUUGGUGUCGUCAAAGCCUACACCACUCGUGUUGGUGCUGGUCCAUUCCCAACUGAAUUACAUGGUGAUUUCGGUGAAGCUCUUCGUAAAGAAGGUGGUGAAUACGGUACCACUACUGGUCGUCCAAGAAGAAUUGGUUGGUUAGAUGCUGUUGUUCUUCGUUACACUUCAAUGAUCAACGACUUUACUAAAUUAAAUCUUACCAAACUCGAUGUCCUCAGCAAAUUAGACGAAAUUAAAAUUGGUGUCCAAUACAAAUAUAAUGGCGAAAUCUUAGAUUCAUUCCCAGCUUCAUUAGAAGUCUUAGCUAAAUGUGAAGUCGUUUAUGAAACUUUACCAGGUUGGAAUUCAAAUAUCUCAAAUAUUACCAAAUAUGAAGAUCUUCCAAUUCAAGCUCAACAAUAUAUCGAACGUAUUGAAAAAUUAAUUGGUGUUCCAGUUUACUGGAUUGGUGUUGGUCAAGAUAGAGCUUCAAUGAUUAUUCACGAAUCUAAUUAAUUCAUCCUCACAAAAUAAUCACUUUUAAUUUAAUAUACACAUAUCACAAUCAAAAUAUUUUUUUUAUAAACUAUCAUUUAUUUUGUAUCUUUCACCUCUCAAAUAAACUCAUUCGUUUUUUUUUUUUUAAACAAUGAGGUAAUCUAAAAAAUAAAAUUAUAAAAAGUAAACUUUAAAAAAAAAAA